This is a messenger RNA of Mizuhopecten yessoensis (Yesso scallop), 9886 nucleotides long. RefSeq names its product ABC transporter G family member 9-like. Gene Ontology annotation, molecular function: ATP binding; ATP hydrolysis activity; ABC-type transporter activity. NCBI's taxonomy places the organism in Eukaryota, Metazoa, Mollusca, Bivalvia, Pectinida, Pectinidae. The transcript has 15 exons. The record is from RefSeq and is a predicted model, not a curated record. The coding region runs from base 347 to 2671 and encodes 774 amino acids. Gene Ontology annotation, cellular component: plasma membrane.
UGUGUAUAGUCAAAGUCUCUCCAAGACUAAUGUACCUAGCACUGGUAUAGAGGUAAACAAACCGUGUUUACUUUUGACCCCUACCAUGUGUGUGUAUACAUAAUUGUGUACCCGGAAGGCAUUAGUAAUUUGUUAGUCAGGCCUAGGAAAACAAACAUUGAUCACGUUCUCUGAAAACGUAGCUUAUGGUGGUUGACAGCUUGCAGUUGGCUUAUCAGAGGUCGAAGGUCAGUCCUAGAGGGCACAUUCUUAACACAUAUGUAUACCAGCACGAUGUAAUUAUCAGUUGAAAUAGAAGUGGUGAAGUGGUCGAGACAGGUGGGUGGUGACCUCCAACAAACCAGGCAUGGAAGGUCAAACAGAGGUCAAGACAACUGACCUUGAACCUAGUACAGAGGCCGGAGAAGGAAGUUCAGAACUUAUCUCCCCUGACGCUUCUCACCAAGGUCAUAUCGAGGUUAAUUGUGAAAUUAAAGAUCCAAAUCUUGUCUCGGUUGAACAGGUCAGUGAAUCAGAAGCUCAUGUAGAGUUCACAGGUGAGCCUGUGGAUCCGAACCUGGAUUCCCUGGAGCAGGAACCAAAAGAGCAUGUACAACCACCAAACCAAGAAAAACCAGAUUGUAAAGAAGUGCCCAAUACAGUCACCAAACCUUCUGAUGUAGGGUCAGAGGCUGUAACAGAGACUGUUGUCCCUGGAUCUGAACUCUUUGAUGACAGGUUAAAGGAGACGAGCUUAGAGGUCACAUUCCCUGACCCCUCAUGGCGGGGGUUAGUGUUCAAGGGUGUGUCAGUUACCCUGGGCGAUACUUCCAAUCUACAGGAUGUGUCUGGAAUGUCAGGGGAGGGCAAGCUUCUUGCCAUUAUGGGUCCAAGUGGAGCUGGAAAAACCACCCUCCUGAACACCUUAUCAGGGCGGUUACCCGUGACAACAGGGCAGAUUUCUUUGAAUGGAAUACAUAUCUCGAAGAAAACUAAACGGAAAAUUUGUUAUGUAUUACAAGAAGAUAUUUUCUUCCCAUGUCUGACACUCAGGGAUACUCUUACUUUUGCAGCAUCCAUCCGUCUACCAGAUACACUGUCACAUGACCAGAAGAUGUCGCGCCUGGAUGAGAUUAUUGACUCCCUAGAACUUCGUAAAUGCCUGGAUACGCCAAUGGGAGGUCCCAUGAUGCCUGGCCUUUCUGGAGGGGAGAGGAAACGGGCCAACAUCGCUUGUGAGCUGCUGACAGAUCCCUCGCUCAUUCUCCUGGAUGAACCAACGACUGGCCUGGAUUCCAGUAGUGCGGCCAACCUGAUGAAGACUAUGAAGAAUUAUGCGACCUCCCACAGCAAAGUGAUCGUCGCCACUAUCCACCAACCCUCCAGCACCCUGUUCUAUUCAUUUGAUAACCUCCUCCUAUUGUGUGGGGGACAGACUGCCUACUAUGGGCUCACAGCAGACGUUGUCCAGUAUUUCCGCAGCAUCCAUUUUCCUGUUCAGCCUGGUUUUAAUCCGGCAGAUUUUAUCUUGGAUAAAAUGAAAAACAGUACGAUAGUCCAACAGCAAAUAAUUGAAUCUUGCAAGGACUUAAGACGGUCAGAAAAAUGGCCACAAGUGUUACGAGGAAAAGCUCAGGAUAACAUGUACCUGGAGGAGGAUGAGCCAGAAUCACUGAGCAUGCUGAAGAGGUUUCCUUCUCCAGAUACAAAAAAGAAAUACAGAUCGCUGUGGACCAGGUGGUUCUCAAAGGGAGCCAGCAAAACAGAAGGUGACGUAGGAGCUAGCCUGAUGGACUUGGAGGAGAAUGUGGUGGACAGUAACACGCCCAAGUUCCUUACGUCUUUCUUUACACAGUACAAACACCUUACGAUCAGAACUUUCAAGCAAUCUAGGCCAAGAAUCCUUGACAAACUGAAACUUCUGGAAAAUGUUGUUAUCUGUGCCGUUUUCAGUCUCAUUUGGUUUCAGCUGCCACGGACUGAAGAUACACUUAGGGACAGGAUGGGUGCAAUUUUCUUCAUUGCUAUACACUGGGGUUUCAUGCCAUUUUUUGAUGCCACAAGUUCAUUCCCCAUGGAACAGGUGGUGAUCUACAAGGAGAGAGCCAGUGGGUGGUACCGCCUCUCUGCCUAUUACCUAGCCAAGAUGACAAGUGAACUCCCACUUAUAUUUGCCCAGCCAUUGUUUUUCCUUGUGGUGGCCUACUGGGUGGUUGGAUUUAAUGGUGCUGUGGCUUUCUUUGCCACCAUCGGGACAGUGUUUAUAAAUUCAUUAGCUGGACAGAGUAUCGGUCUGUUUCUGGGAAUCCUAAGUAAAGAAAUGAGACAGGCCAUCACCAUGUCAAUGCUCGUUCAGAUGUCUAUCAUGUUGCUUGGUGGACUUUUUACCAGGAACCUACCGUUCUGGUUAGACUGGCUUAAGUACCUGUCCUUCCUACAUUACUCAUUUCACUGCCUCAUGGUCAUUGAGUUCCAGAAUGGCCCUCCUAUACAGUGCUCCAGCAACCGUAACAUGUCUAUCUUUGUUGGAUGCCAGGACCCUAAUACAACUUCCGUGCCGUCACAUCUUGCCUUAGAAUACUUUGAUGUCACUUGGGAUUUCUGGCAGUAUUUUAUACAGCUCUUCACAUUUAUUAUAUUUUUUCGUAUCCUAGGAUACUUGAUGUUGCGCUUUGUCAACAAACCAGAUUAGUUUAUAGGUAUUGGGAACUGUGUCCUAAAGAUUGCUUUAUGUACAUAGAAAUGGGAAAUAUUAUUUGUUCUACAUGUAAAGACGGUAUCAUAUUAUUCAAGCAUCCUAUGUAAAAUAAGCAUCAGAGUUACCUCCCUUUGGAGUAAUUUGGAGUAAAAGCAAAUAAUCCCAGAGAGAGAGAGAGAGAGAGAGAGAGAGGAAAUUUUACCUGAGACCAAUCAAAUAGCUAGCUGUGUACCUUCAAUUUUGCUAUGACAUGUUCCGGGGAUGCAGAGAGCAAAUGUGAGUGUAACCCCAGGAGUAGCAAGGAUAGUUUUUGAGUUGCUGUCUGAAACAUGAAAUUCACUAUCUAUUUUGCAUAUUAGGGUGUUGAUGCAUGACAAGGCCAAAUUAAUGUAAUAAUGAUAUACAGUCAAACCUGUUUGAGAGGCUCCUCUAUCAAGAAAUUGCCUGUGUUAAUUAGGAAACUACUUCUAAUAUUACCUGUUACAGUGAUCUUUUGUAAACUGACACCUUUAUCAAUUAAGAGACCAUACACUAGGAGGCAAAAUUAUAGACUUCCUGAGAGGUGGUCUAUAAAAACAGAUUUGAUUCUGUUUUAUCCUUUACCAAUGCUGUGCCUUGUAUGUGCAUGUUUCAGAAAUCAAACUAGUUUCAUUAUAUAUUUUGAUUUUUUUUAUCACAAUGCUGUACAGUUAAAUAAUUUGUCAAUAACCAAGCUCAAUACUCAUGUUAUUUAUUUAUUAUGUAAGUUUUUCUUCAUAUGAUCACAGGGUGAUGAUCACAGGGUGAGAACUGAAUUUGAUACUGAAUGGUUGUAUAUAUAUCCUUUAUACAGAUAUUUUACUGUACUUUACUUUAUUUUUGGGAGCAUUUAUUUUCCGGAAGUCAUAAUCAUUAUUGAUAAAUCAGUGUUGUGAGGAUGAAGUUUAUUUGUAUGCUACAUAAAUAUGUACUAUGUGAAUUUUUCAGGAGCAAUAGAUUAAUGAUCCAAUCAAUACAGUGCAUAUUGCAAUAUGUUACAUAUUUUUGUAAACUUAUCAAGAUUUGUUUAUGCCAGUAUUUUUUAUAGCAAGGAUAUAUUAAGCUGCUUGCCCUUUCUUGACCAUUAUGAUGCAUAUUUGUUUGUCAUUGUGGUAUACUUGUCACGCAAUUAUAAACUACUUCAUAUAAACUUUGGUUUAGUUCAUGUAUAACCCACAAGGGGUUUGAAUUUUUAAUUGUCUUCACUUUCUCAUCAUUUUUAUGAUGUUCACGUAAACAUUUGUUUGUAUUAUUUUCAAACUUUUUUUUUAUCUUUUAUAACUUUUUAUCUAAUAAAGUCAAUAUCAAUAUAUCAUAUGAUAAAUUAUAACAUUGCUCCUUUCUUCAUGUGUUGAAUAUUUGUAAGCCAUACUCAUACCAGACACUUACAUUUACGAAAAGAAUAUAUGUAUCAUGCAUGCUUACAUUACGAAAAGAAUAUAUGUAUCAUGCAUGCUCACAGUAUGAAAGAGAGGUCAUAGACUGUGAGUGCAUGUAUCAUAUGCAUGCACGUUUAUAUUUUAUGAAAGAAACAUCACUGUGCACUACCAACCUUUUACAUUCAGGCAUUUUAUGAUUGAAAGCACAAAUUUUAAUCAACUAAUGUGACAACUUUUAUAAGCAUAUAUUAUUAAAUGUUUUUUUACAGUUUUAGUGAUAUUUCUACAAGUAUAAGAAUAUCAACAUUCUCUUGAUGUAUACCAUAAAAUAUACUACAUUGUAUAAACAAUUGGUUUCCUAAAUUUAAGUUCAAGUUUGACGUGUUCCAUUUUUGUGAAUGUCUAUUUUUAAAGUGUUGUUUGAUUCACAAUGACUUUAUUUGUCGAUGGGCCAUUAUACAAUACAAAAACAUACAAAACAAAGUAUACUCUACUCCCUGUGUUCCAUUUUACAAAAUAUUUUUUACAAUAUUGUUGACGACCUACAUCUUGUUGUUUUUGUUCUACCAGAGGGACUAUGUUUGCACUUCAUCCAUCAAUAUGUGUGUGAAAUCUAAAAGACAAAUAUAAACAUUCCUCAACACUUAUUGGAAGUCGGUUCUUUACCCCUGCAUUACGAGUGUCACUUUAUCAGGGGGCAUAUCUGAAAGACUCUUGCCCUUACUAAUGCAAAUCUCUUUGAGACUCUCUGGAAAUCUUGGCAUCGUUUUUCCAGCCUUGACUUGCUUCAUCACCCGUUUUAACCGUUUCUGUUACCUUUGUAAUGGUUGUAUAAGCAACUGAGUGGUUAUUCCAGCACUGAUCUUGCAGUUUUAUUUUCACCAAAUUUUAGAAGCAUUUACUUUCUGUAUUUUUGUUAUUGGGUGUAUUUAAUUAUAAUUUACUCUAUCAUCUUUAUGUUGUCAAGUUUGCUAAUUAUUUUUUUAAUUUUGUUAUCAUGUGCAAGUCUAUUAUUUAUUUUAAUUAAACCUGUAAUUGGCAUUACAGCAACUUUAUAACUGAAUCAUCAUUGGGAACUUGUAUGCCUUACUUUGAAACCAUAACCAUUAAUUACCAAGGGUCAAAGCAGACUCAAAGUUUUUUGGACAUUAGAGGAAAUUGUCUCCAUACCAUAUUUAUCUGGCAAUGAGCCCAUGUCUGGAGAUAAGCCCACCCAUAUCUUUUGCAGGUAAGGAAAAAAACAUCAAAUGCUUUUAAACUGUCCUUCUAUAGGGGCAAGCAUCCCUUUCUAUUUAUUGUUUUUAUCUUUCACUUUGGUGCCACAGGGUAAUUUUUUAUGAAAAUAUUAACUUAUUUCUUCAGGCGAGAAGGUAGAUUAAAAGGAUGAGCAUACAAUAUAUGGACAAUUGUCAUUAGAAUUGUGUUAACAUCUUUUCAAGUAACAUUUGUUAAUUCAUUAAUGGAUUAAAUAGUACCUCUCGUUCAAAACACUACGGGUAAAAGUCAUUUUUGGAAAACUAUUUAUGGUAAUUGAUAACCUUGACACUAUAUAGCAGCCUGUUGUUAAUCAAAACACAAUUUACCUUCAAUGUGUAUAUGUUUGUUUUAUUAAGUUCAGAAAUUGAAUUCUCUUAUACAAACUUGAGAGUAAACUUCUCAUCAAAUCAAAUUUGACUUUUAUCUAUAGAGCUUUGUCGGAGGCAUUUAAGAUUAUGCCAUUCACAUAACUUGAAUAGUUGUUCGAGGUAUCAGAGUUGUUUGUAUACACUGUUCACCUCUUGUUUUAAUUGUUCAUUUGUUCAAAACUAUAUGUGAAUGUUAUCCUUACAAAAUUCCAGUCUUUCUCUGAAAAGUCUCUAUUCCCAUUGUGCAUUAUGUUUCCCUUGUGCAUUAAGAUGUUCAAUUUUAAAAUUCAUUUUUUUUUCUUUUUUGUUAUUUUUUUGUUAUUUUCUUUAUAAUUUUAUAUAUUGGUAUAUACAGAAAGGUUAAUAAAGAAAUAAAGUUUCACUUCUCGUCCAUAACACUUGUCAGAGACAUUUAAAAACAUUCCUUUCACAUGACUUAAACAGUUGUCCGAGAUAUCAGAGAGUUGUUUGUACGGUCAUUUAUUCAAAUCCUUACAUGAAUGUUAUCCUGACAAACAUUCCAGUAUUUCUCUGAAUAAAUUCAUUUUCUUUUGCGCAUUAAGACGUUCAAAUUCCGAAUUCAACAUUUGAACUUUUUGUUAAUAUUUUAUUUCUUACAAAGUUGUGCUUUUGUUGCAUAUUUAUAAUUUUAUGUAUGAAUAUAUACGGAGAGGCUAAUAAAGAAAUGAAGAAAUACAAAAAAUGUGAUUAAUUACUUUUUUCUUUAUUUGGUAGCCAGAGCACCUAGCCAUCUUGAUUUCAAUACUGUAUACUGGGAAACCUUCGCCCAGUCCAACUUUUUGCCCUUCACCGGUAUGAUCUGUAUUCGCCCACUGUUAAUUUCGCCCUUCAUUCGUAAUGACUACGAUACACUUUUGCUAUUGUGAUAAAUUCAGCCUCGAUGCUGAGGGCGAAAAAGGCGAAAGUUAAACUGUCACGAGAAUUUACCAGUAUACUGUAUGUACAUAUACAUUGUAUAAGCAAAACGAAUUCAAGAAAUCUACAUAAAUACAACAAACAAGAUUUAAAAGGCAUAAUAAUUUUUCCCUAAAAUACCUAAUACAGAUUACUAAGUCUGACCUUAUUUAAUAAACGAACAACUGUGGUCCGACCGGUUCAACCAUUUAAACGAAAACGGCCCUACAUUUCUAUGGGACAAAUGGGCAAGCCACUAUUUAUCUCACAUAGACUGGAUCAGGUAUACAACUGUAACUAAAUUAGAUCAUACAAAUAUACACACAAAACAUGACAUCAUUUUGUGUGCCACAAUUGAUAAAUUGAAGAAAAUGGAACAUGAUACAACAUAAAAUUAAGUCCAAUUUUGAUUUCUUGAAAACUUGUUUAAUAAAAUUUCACUACAUGUAUCGUGUUACAGGGUAUGAAUAAUACAUAGUUAAAAGAUUUCAACAAUAAACUUUUUUUCCCACAAUAAAUUUGAAGUGCUAAAUUAUGGUCAGGUUUCUAUGGAAAUUACACUAGAGAUAUUGAUAAAAUGUCCAUUUCUCUAACGUCGGUAUUCAACUUUUGUAACGUAACAAUUUUGGAUAAUUUUUAGAGGGUCCCCCCCUCUCCCAUCUUUUCAGAUCCUGUAAUGCACAUUUGCAUUAUUUGCAAUGAGAUGAAUUCCUACAUAUAAAUGGGAGAUUUAAUAGUAUUUAAUUCCUAAAUACUCAUUUGCAUAAAAUGCUCAUUCUUACGGAGAAAAGAAACCCCAGUAAAUUUUAUGAUCUAAAGUACUCUAGAUCCUCUAGAUCUACACUAUGUUUUCUAUAAAAAAUGCCGUAAUUUUAAAUAUCAGUUUUAAUAUCAUGAGUUUAACUUAGAUCUAUUUGAAAAUGAACAAGAAGUCAAUAAGUAUCAAUUGCUCACCUGCUUUGGAUAUUGACCUAAGUGAAAAUGAUAAUUUUCAACACAUUUAACCCUUGUGACCUUCAAAUUGGGUCGAGGUCAUUUAUUUGAAUAAAAUUGAUAGCCCUCUAUCCAAGCAAGCUACAGGCUCUGAUGCCUCUAGGUCUUGUGGUUCAAAAGUUGAUUUGAACAUUUUAUAUCUUUGACCCUGGACUCUCAGUCUCUGCUAAAGUCAUUUCAAGUUUUAAACAUAUUUGAAUUCUACGACCUUCAAAAUGGCAGUCGCCACCUAAGCAUGAUAAAGACCACAUUAACAUCACUCUAAGCCUUACAGAAUUACUGUGAAAAGUUAACUACAGUUGCUUGUGCUGGAUACCGUACAACAGACACCAAUCAUUGGUGAAGCCUUCACUACAGGGGCCAGACACAGCCUUCACUACAGGGGCCAGACACAGCCUUCGCUACAGGGGCCAGACACAGCCUUCGCUAUAGGGGCCAGACACAGCCUUUACUACAGGGGCCAGACACAGUCUUCACUACAGGGGCCAGACACAGUCUUCACUACAGGGGCCAGACACAGUCUUCACUACAGGGGCCAGACACAGCCUUCACUAUAGGGGCCAGACACAGCCUUCACUACAGGGGCCAGACACAGCCUUCACUACAGGGGCCAGACACAGCCUUGACUAUAGGGGCCUGACACAGCCUUCACUACAGGGGCCAGACACGGAUCAUGUUGGACAUGUGCAAGUCUAGUAGAUCUAUACAGGUAUAUCAUGAUCCCCUAGACUUGCACAUGCCCCACAUAUUCCCCCUGUCCAAUCCCUGUGACUAGGACUAUGUGCAAGGUGAGCUAAUAAGUAAAAUAUGUUAGAAUGGAAAGCAAUGAAUUACAUUCAACAAUACUAAAUUAUUUGAGGACAAAUGUACUGGUAUACAUAAAGGUGGUAUUAUUAGAUACUUAUGGUAACAAAAUAAUUAUAUGAUCAACAUAAUUUAAUAGUAGGAAAUUAUUAAAGAGGCAUUGCCUCAAACACAUAAUUCAAUAGUAUCAUUAUCUACUGAAUGGUAUAUUCUUUCAAUUUAAAUAGCUUCUCAACGAAGCCUUUUAUUAUAACAAUAUGAUAUUUAUAUUCAGAUUUAUCCAUUAAUUAUGUUCCCACUAUUUAAUGGGGUGGGGUUGGACUAUAUAGUGUACCCUAUGUCAAGGCACAACACACAUGGUGUGGAUAUACGUUGUAUUUGGAUUAUUCAAGGUUUGGUUUAGACAUUGUAUUGUAUGAGUAUUUACAACAGUUUAAAUCUGUAUACUACUAUGUUUUUAAAACAUAAGUAUUACCCUGUUACCACUUUGAUGAAAAUGAAGCUAAACGCAAAGUCUAACCAAAGUCAGCAGGCAGAAAAUAUAGGCCUCAGUGACCUACAUUAAUGCAAAGACUAAUUGAUGUGUCAUACAGAUGAAUGGAAUGACAUUAAGGCAAAUGUUUCAUGCCCAGUCAAGGUGAAUAGGCAACUUUUCUGUACAAACUUCAAUUUUUUUUUUACAACAAUUAUGAAACAAGUUUUUUCAAUAUUUAUUAAUCACUCUCGUUGGCUCCGAUGUUAGCGUGCGCGGGUAUUCAUGCUGGAGGAAACCGGAGUACCUGGAGAAUAACCAUGUGUUUGGGCAGGGUUCCCCAAAACCUUUUCACAUCCGAUACGGUCCGGGCCGCCUUGGUGAAAGGCAAGUGCGCUAUCCAGUGCACCCAACUAUUUUGUCCCAAACAGUAACCUAGUGCUCUGCUACAUAAACAACAAGGCUUAUUAAUACCUUGAUAACAAAAUCAUCUCAUCAAGUAAAAAAAACACAUAAAUGCAUUAACACCAUUCAGCUAUCAAAAACUACCUCCAUUCCCUUCAUUUCAAGAUGAUAUAUGUAAGGCCAUAAUUUUAUAUUAUACUUUAUUUUAUUUUACAAACUACAGUAAUUUUGUCCCUGUCAGAUUAAAAGUAUAAAUUCUGAUAUUCUACGCAAUGCUUAUUACGAGACAUGCGCUUAUUGCUUAUUGUUAAAAUCAAAGCAAUGCUUUGCUGAUAACAGCUGAAAAUAAUACGGGAACAAUGUCACAACAAAUUAAAUGCAAUAGCAUUACCAAACUGAGCCAACAUGGGGUAAAACAAAUGGACCAUGGUCUGCAAACUUGGGCUCAAAUAUAAAAGACCAUGACUUAAUACAUGGGUCGAUAUGGAAGUAUCUGAUUAAUAACCCCAUGUUGUGUGUACAAAACGGUAUACAAAUAGAUUAACACAUAUCAUAUAUAACUCUAAGUAAUCAAUAUAUGUGACUACUGUAUACAUCC